AUGGCGAAGUCAAUUGCUGACCAGAUAAAGGCGCUGAAGCUGAAAGUCGAUGCGGACCCGCGCAAGAAACCACACAUCCGCCCUUCGAUUAUCUAUAAUCCCAAAGACGCUGCCGACAUUGACAUCGAUACAAUUUUUAGCCUUGCUCUCUCUGGUUUGGAGGUUUUAGUCAGCAAAGAUGAAAGGUUUAGUGCAUUCAAACGUGAUUUGUUUAACCACAAGAGUAAAGAUAUGGAUAGGGAGCUGAUGGGCAUUGAGGAAAACAAUCAAAUUAAUGCCAGCAUUGCCUCAUAUUUAAAGUUGUUAUCAGGAUUUUUUGAAUUGCUUGCGGCACGAAAGACGCUCGAGUAUUUGAUACGUAGAUACAAGAUUCAUGUCUACAACACUGAGGAGCUGAUUUUAUGCACUUUACCGUACCAUGACACACAUGAAUUUGUAAGAGUGAUACAAUUAAUUGAUCCAGGAAAUAGUAGAUGGAAGUUUCUUGAUGGUGUAAAAGGGUCAGGUGCACCAGCCCCUAGGAAGGUUAUUGUGCAGCAAUGUAUCCGAGAUCUAAGUGUUUUGGAGGCCAUUUGCAACUUUGCAAUGCCAGCGAAGAAAAUUCAAUCAAUGAAGGCUGUUACUAGCUUUUGCACAGCCGUUAUUCUUGAGGUUUUGGGCUCCAUGAUAACUGUUAGUGGUGAUGUGGUUAAUAAGAUACUUCCGUAUCUUAUUUCAGGACUUCAACCUGGUGCCAAGGGGAAUAUUGAGCACAAGGCCGGUGCAUUGAUGAUUGUUGGUUUGCUCUCUCAAAAAACAAAAUUAUCCUCUAGUCUGGUUAAAACCUUAAUUCGCUCCAUAAUUGAUGUUGCUCAAGAGGAUGCAAAAGAACCUUAUGAUUUGCAACUGUUCCGCAUGCCCUUGAUGGCCUUGAUUAAUCUUGUUCAGUUGCAACAUGUGGUGUUGAUUCCCAAGAAGAGUAUGGAUUUGUUAUUGGAGCUCAGGGAUAUUUCGGAAAUUCUUGGCGUUUUGACUGAGGAAUUCAACAUUGAUCAGUUUCUAACUGUUUUCCUCAACUCCCUUCUCGAGCACAGUUCUACUGACCCAGCCUACCAUCACACUUUAAUGGUGACAAUAGACACGAUUCCCUUGAAAUUCUAUGUUGAUCGUUUGGUCUCCAAAUUGCUUAAAAGUUAUGUGAAAGAAUGCAAAGACGAAGGUCUGCCUAAAGCAUCUGAAUCAGGAAGUCGGGCAAAUGAAAUUUUGACAUCCCUGUAUAAAAGAUAUCCAAUUGAACUACGUGAAGCUGUUAGAAGGAUCCUUCAGGAUUCUAAAUUGCAGUCUGGAAAAGAGGGAAAUCAGGAGUUAUUCUUAAACAUAUUAGAAGGAGAUGGUGGUUUUCCUGUUAACUCACCCGAUUCAAAACUUCUCUUUGCACUUGAGCACCCCAAGCCUGAGGUACGUCGUUCUGCGGUUACUGGGCUGGAUGUUACCAGUAUUCUUAAAGUUGUUGAUGCCAAGGUGUUUGAUGUCAUCCAAGAUGCAUUACUUCGCCGCCUUAUGGAUGAUGAUCUGACUGUUAUUCAAGCAGCUCUAAAUGUGCAGUGUCUGGAUGAGAUUAUAAGCUUGUCAGCUCUUCUCGAUAUAUUGGAGAGUGUGUUGGACAGAUGUAUUUCUAUUUUAAUGUCAAGUGCAUCUGAUGAUAUAGCUCUAGCUAGUGAUGUUGCUGUUUCAUGCCUGCAGCGAGCAAUAAUGAUUUUCAAAGAUCAUGACAAGUUUACAAAGAAACUAGCGAAAAUGAUCUUACCUUUAGUCUUGAUCCUGCCAAAGAUCCAACAAGUUAACUUCAAGGCGUUGGAACUUGCUAAAGAAGUGAAGUGGCCUCUAUUUGGGAAUCGCUUGAGUCUUUUGAGAGCCGAGAAGAAACGUGAUCUUAAACAUGUAUCCUCAGUAAAUUUGGAAAACAUCAGUAAGUUAGCUGAAUAUUUCUUGGUGAACUGCAACGAGUUGACUCCUUGGCUGUUGGAAUGCUCCAAAACAAAUCAGCUGUCGAAGACUGUAUAUUUGUUCCUCCUAUUACAGUCAUCCAUGUUGCCAAAACCAGAUUUUGCGCAGUUUUCUUUAAUUUAUGAUGCUUCUUUUCAAUUACUUCAAUGUGAGUGGGACAUGGUAGAAGUUGCUGGGAUUGUUGUCAAUGCUGAAGAGACCAAGUCAAAAAGCCCUGGUGGCGAUUGGAGCACAGUUCUCACGCGCCUAUCAAAUUCCAGCAGGAAUGAACUAAAUGCAGAGCUCCUAAUUUGCUUGUGUUGGAGAUUGGUGGAAUGCUUUAUUGUCACUGCACAGGAAAAUGAUAACAAUGAGAUGUGGUUAUCCCAACUGCGGAGUUUAUAUAUUUUCUUUGUCACUCGGGCUAAUCGGGUUUUGAAGGAGCCUCUUCAUCACCUUGUUUCAAAGUGCAAGUUACCAUUUGUGCGGCUGCUGACAGACAUCUUUACUGAAGAAGGAUCCCCUGUUCAAGUCCAGGCUGAAAGUCUUCAUUAUUUUGAGCACCUUUGUUCUACAGCAAAAGCAGAGAAGGAUUUAUCAUGUGAACUAGCCAUUCAACUACUAGAUGAAUUUCCUUCACUUCUUGUUCCGUUGGCCAGUAGUAAUCAGGAUGUGCGAAUGGCUGCCAUGGCCUGCAUCGAAAAGUUACGUAGCAUACAUCCCCACGUUGACUUGUCCAGAAGUAAAAAUGGACGCAGUGUUGUAUGGAUGCACUUUCUUGGGGAACUCUUGGGCCUGAUGGUUCCGCAGAAGAUGCUAAUGCUAUCAAACCAGAAUGUACUUCCUUCAAUUUUAAAGGCCUUGCUCAGUACUUCAUCUGAGAGCCUUUUGGUGCAGGAAAACAUUGGAAAUAGAUUCGAUGAGUCAACGAAGGACAAAAUAUUGGCAUACCUUUUAAGCUCAGUGCAACGGCUGUCUGCCUAUGCUAAGGUUACACAAUUGUCUUUUUUGUUCAAUUUGAGAAUGGUAGACAGAAAAAGUGAUGUGUUUUUGCUCCUUUGGCAGCUGAAGGUUUUUUCUAUGCUCAAAGAUUUGGGAAAUAAAGUUACUAGGGACCCUGUAGUAAAAUCAUUAAUGGAGAAUCUUCUAGAAAGGCGCUACCAAUACCACAUCAAGCAGAAUGAGUUGUCCCAAAAAUUGUCACAAGUUGAUAAUGAUAUACUCUGCCUGCUGCUGGAGAUGUGUAUGGUGCCCACUUUAUCAGAUGUUGGGCAUGAUUUCGGUGAUCAUGCUAUAGUUAAGGCGUUGCAAGUAAGUGGAUGUACACAUGAAGACGCAGCUAUUGUGGGGCCUUGCAUUACUGUUUUGAAGCAUCUAAACAAUUCCGUAUAUGGAUGUUUAAAGGCCAAAAAUCAGGAAAAGCUCUUUUCAUAUCUUGUUAUUCUCUUGCGAAAUGGGAAUGCAGACAUUCAAAAUUCAGCCAGAGAGGCCUUGCUUCAGCUAAAUGUUAGCUAUUUGGUGGUUAAAAAGAUGCUUGAUUUCAUUGUGCAUCAUCUUGGUUCCUCUAGUGGGUCAAAUUUGGGAAAGAAGAAAAAGAAAUCGAUUGCUCAUCAGGGUGAUUUGUUCGUAAAUGUGUUCCAGAGAGGGGACAGUGGAUUAUCUUUUCUAAGCUCUCUGCUUGAUGUGUUGAUAUUGAAGAAAAAUAUGGACAGCAGAUCUUUUUUGAUAGGUUCCUUGUUUGAGCUUCUUCACUUUAUUUUUAUGAAUGAUGAGUGGGUGAACCCUAUCAUGGACGAAGCUAAGGAUUAUGUACAGGCAUCACCUGGAGGCCGUGCAUCCGGGGCUCAAGUUUAUAUUCAACAAACAAUACUAAUGAUUUUGGAAGAUAUUUGUUCUCCUCCCUUAAGCAAUGUUGCAGAAAAGGAUGAGAUGGUAAAUAAGUUCGACUUGGAGCUCUUGGUUAAAUGUGCUCGUUUGUCUAGUGAUAUAGUCACGCGCAAUCACGUCCUCUCAUUGUUCUCUACCAUUGCAAAGACUAUGCCAGACAAAGUUCUGAACCACAUUCUAGACAUUUUGAAUAUCAUUGGGGAAUCAGCUGUUUCAAAGUGGGAUGCUCACUCACUACGGGUGUUUGAAGAGGUCAUAUCUGCAGUUGUUCCAUUCUGGUUGUCAGAGACUCGUGACACAGAAAAGAUGCUCCAGAUCUUUGUUGAUGUACUACCACAAAUUCCACAGCAUCAGAAGCUUUCAAUUAUCACAUGUCUCUUGAGGAACCUGGGAGAGAGUAAUGGCUUGAGUUCAUUCCUGUUCCUCCUUUUUUAUUCUUUGGUCUCACAGGAUGGGCUAUUCUCACCUGCUGACAAAGAGCCUGCUGUACAAUUGACAUCUAUAAUAAACACGCGAUGGGAAUAUAUAUUUGCCCUGGAAUUAUCUGCUCAAUAUUCAUGCAUUGUAUGUCUUCAUUCACUUGUGUUGACGCUCAAGAGAAUAAGAACAGCUCCUCAGAGUAAAGAGCAUUAUACGCUGUUGUUAGUUGCAAUGCAGUUCGUGCUUGAGAAACUGCAAGAUCCUGAAGUUUCUUUCAAGCUUGAAUCAGGGGAAGAUGCGGAUGUUAUUCAGGGAACUCUUGGAGCUUUAAUGGAGCAAGUUGUUUCUCUUUUCCAAUGGGUGAAUGUUAGGGAAAAAUCUGUGGAGGUUUCUUUGUUCAUAAGAAAAGGACUGAAGGAAUUGAUGCAUGUUGUCUUGAAGGCUAGUGUGAGGAGCCUGGUACCCUUGUCAUAUUUCAAAGUCAUGCUUCAAUUGCUGAGGCGUGAUGAUAAAAAUGUGAGAAAGAAGGCUCUUGGACUUCUUUGUGAAACGGCAAAAGAAAGUGGUGCCACAGACAAAAGCAAUCAAAGACGUCGGUCGGGAAAAAGCCUGAAUAGUUUGUGGCUUCAAUUUGAUGAUACUGCAAAGAAGUCUCUGGACGAUACAUGUUUAGAGAUACUAAAGUUGAUCGAUGAUCCUGAUUUAGAAGGAGGUGCUGCAUUGAAACUCUCAGCAGUCACUACGCUGGAAGCUCUUGUUGAGAGAUUUCCAUUGGAUGAUCCAGUUCUUGCUGUGUGCCUCCGAUCUCUUAGUAAAACCAUCAGCCCAAGCGAUUCAGCUGUUUCUGCCGGCUGCCUUCGAGCAGCGAGUGCCUUUAUUCACGUACUUGGUCCAAGGGCCUUGUCUGAGCUCCCUGGUAUCAUGAAAUUUUUGUUCGAUAAAUCACAGGAAAUUUCUACAUCCAUUGAACAAGACAUUUCUAACAGUAUUGAAAAGUCUUCUGUCCCUUCAAGAAAUUUGAAGGAGUCGAUUUCCAUGUCUCUCCUUAUUUCCUUGGAGGCAAUUGUUGACAAGCUUGGUGGUUUCCUAAACCCAUACCUCGAUGAUAUUCUGCAACUUCUUGUCUUGCAUCCUUGUUAUGCUUCUACUGCAGAUGAAAGGAUAAAGUUGAGAGCUGAUUCUGUGCGGAAGCUUAUAACCGCAAAAAUUCCUGUUCGGCUUCUUCUGCCUGCUUUGCUAAGGAUAUACUCGGGCGCCAUCAAAUCUGGUGGAUCGAGUGUAUCUAUUACAUUUGAAAUGCUAGGAAAUAUGGUUCAAACUAUGGAUAGAUCUGCUAUUGCUGCUUAUCAUGUGCAAAUUUUUGAUCUGGGUUUGCUUGCUCUUGACCUUCGAUGUCAGCAUAAUGAGUUUAUCAAAGAUAUUUAUGUUGUGGAGGAGAAAGUAAUUGAUUCUAUAGUCCGUCUGAGUAUGAAACUUACUGAAACCAUGUUCAAGCCUCUUUUUGUUAAGAGCAUUGAGUGGUCAAGGAUGGAUCAAAGUGAGGGAAGCAAAAGCAUUGACCGUUCUCUAUCAUUCUAUGGCCUGGUUAAUAAACUUGUGGAAUCCCAUCGGUCGUUAUUUGUGCCAUAUUUCAAGUACUUGCUCAAUGGAUGUAUUCAGCAUCUUUGUGAAGAUGCACGAGUUGGUUUAACACCAAAGAAAAAGAAAUUGAAGUCUCGUGGGGGCAUCGAGAGGAAUGACAUUGGCGAAGAAUCUCUUGGAUUAUGGCACCUACGAGCAUUAAUUAUAUCCUCACUGCAGAAGUGUUUUGUUUAUGACACUGGGAACCUGAAGUUUCUUGACUCGUCUAAUUUUCAGAUCCUCCUGAAACCAUUAGUAUCCCAGCUUGUCAUGGAGCCACCACCUUCUUUGCAACAGCAUCCUGAAGUUCCAUCAGUAGACGAAGUUGAUAAUAUACUUGUUAGCUGUAUUGGCCAGAUGGCUGUUACUGCUGGAUCAGAUCUUCUCUGGAAACCUUUGAAUCAUGAGGUUUUGAUGCAGACAAGGAGCGAAAUGGUUCGAGCCCGUAUACUGGGUCUGAGAAUCGUCAAGUACCUGGUGGAGAAUCUUAAAGAAGAGUAUUUGGUACUUUUGCCUGAAACCAUUCCAUUCCUUGGUGAAUUGCUUGAGGAUGUCGAACGCCCCGUGAAAACUCUUUCACAAGAAAUACUCAAACAGAUGGAGUUUAUGAGCGGUGAAAAUCUCAGAGAUUACCUCUGA
This is a messenger RNA of Oldenlandia corymbosa var. corymbosa, 6531 nucleotides long. The record is from the annotation of a GenBank genome assembly. NCBI's taxonomy places the organism in Eukaryota, Viridiplantae, Streptophyta, Magnoliopsida, Gentianales, Rubiaceae.